This is a messenger RNA of Cladophialophora yegresii CBS 114405, 1491 nucleotides long. RefSeq names its product aldehyde dehydrogenase. Gene Ontology annotation, molecular function: aldehyde dehydrogenase (NAD+) activity. The record is from RefSeq and is a predicted model, not a curated record. NCBI's taxonomy places the organism in Eukaryota, Fungi, Ascomycota, Eurotiomycetes, Chaetothyriales, Herpotrichiellaceae. The transcript has 2 exons. The coding region runs from base 1 to 1491 and encodes 496 amino acids.
AUGUCCUUGACACAGAAGAUCGAGACACCAAGCGUCACCUACGAGCAACCCCUUGGCUUGUACAUUGACGGCAAGUGGGUGAAGGGUGUCGAGGGCAAGACCUUCGAGACUAUCAAUCCCACAAACGAGAAGCCCAUCGUCGCUGUCCACGAGGCCGGUCCCGAGGAUGUCGAUAUUGCCGUGAAGGCUGCCCGCAAAGCCUUCAAUGGCGUCUGGGCUCAGACCAUCCCCUCAGUCCGAGGUCAGAUGCUGACGAAACUCGCGGACCUCUUCGAUGAGUACUCGGAUACCCUUGCUGCUAUCGAGUCCCUGGACAAUGGCAAGGCCCUCUCAAUGGCCAAGGUUGAUGUUCAGCUCUCCUCUGGCUGCCUCAGAUAUUACGGCGGAUGGGCAGACAAGAUCCACGGCAAGACCAUCGACACAGACCCAGAGAGCUUCAACUACACGAGACACGAAGCCGUCGGUGUCUGCGGUCAGAUCAUCCCCUGGAAUUUCCCUCUUCUCAUGUGGUCAUGGAAGAUCGGUCCUGCUUUGGCUACCGGUAACACCGUUGUCUUGAAGACCGCUGAGCAGACUCCUCUAUCUGGUCUAUUCGCUGCCACCCUCGUCGAGAAGGCCGGUUUCCCAGCUGGUGUCGUCAACAUCAUCUCUGGCUUUGGCAAGACCGCUGGUGCCGCCAUUGCCUCCCAUAUGGACAUUGACAAGGUCGCCUUCACCGGCUCGACCGUCGUUGGCCGAACCAUUCUCCAAGCCGCUGCCAAGUCCAACUUGAAGAAGGUCACCCUUGAGCUCGGCGGCAAGUCACCCAACAUCGUCUUCAACGACGCAAACAUUGAGGACGCCAUCUCGUGGGUCAACUUCGGCAUCUUCUUCAACCACGGCCAGUGCUGCUGCGCCGGCUCCCGCAUCUACGUCCAGUCCGGCAUCUACGACAAGUUCAUCCAGGCGUUCAAGGAGCGGACUUCCAAGAACGUUGUCGGCGACCCGUUCAAGGCCGACACCUUCCAAGGCCCUCAAGUCAGCAAACUUCAGUUCGACCGAAUCAUGAACUACAUCCAGUCCGGCAAGGAGGCUGGCGCCAAGGUCGAGACUGGUGGCGAGCGCCACGGUAAUGAAGGCUACUUCAUCCAGCCGACCAUCUUCUCGAACGUCAGCGAGGACAUGAAGAUCAUGCAAGAGGAGAUCUUCGGACCUGUUUGCUCGAUCAGCAAGUUUGAGACCGAGGAGGAGGUCAUCAAGUCCGGUAACGAGACCACCUACGGUCUUGCUGCUGCCGUGCACACCCAGAACCUCAACACAGCCAUCCGUGUUGCCAACUCCCUCAAGGCUGGUACCGUCUGGGUCAACAACUACAACAUGAUCAGCUACCAGGUGCCGUUCGGUGGCUUCAAGGAGUCUGGUAUUGGCCGCGAGCUCGGCAAGUAUGCCCUUGCCAACUACACCCAGAUCAAGUCCGUCCGUGUCCGGCUCGGCGGUGCUCUCUUCGGAUAA